AUGACUUCUCGCUCUACUUCUCGCAACCGUAAGUCAAAAAACACCGCCACGCGCCUGUCGAUGGGCGCGGAGAACUACCUGCUGUCCAUAUUCCGAUUGGAAGAGCAGAACGUGCGCGUUACCCUCACGGUGCUCGCCGACCACCUCAAGACACUUCCAAUGGACGAGGGGCUGGGGACGUCGCUGCCAUCCGUAGGAGGCAUGAUCCGCCGACUCUCCCGGGAGGGCCUGGUCGAGACGACUGCCAAUAAAGAAGUGGUGCUGACAUCCAAAGGCCGGAAGCCGGCCGAGAGCAUCGUCAGAAGACACCGGCUCGCCGAGUGCCUGGUGGUGGACCUGCUGGAAGUAGACCUGCACCUGGCCCAUAUCGAAGCCCAUCGCCUUGAGCACGCGAUCUCCGAAUACCUUGAAGAGAAGAUCGUGAAGGCGCUCAACGACCCCACUACGUGCCCGUUCGGACACCCCAUCCCCGGAAGCGCCUACACUCCCACCAGACAGACCAAGACGCUGGACAAAGCGCAGCAGGGAGAGGAGCUCGUCAUAGACUCGGUACCCGAGGAUGACCCCGCGCUUCUGAAGUAUUUUGUGGAGCAGAACCUCGUACCUGGCCGAGAGGUGGACGUGAGGGAGGCUGCAAAGACUCGAGGAGUCAUAACACUUGACUCCGGCGCCGGCGAUAUAGUGUUCAGCUACGAUGUCGCCGCAAAGAUACGAGUGUGCCCCAGAUAA
This is a messenger RNA of Geodia barretti, 729 nucleotides long. Lineage: Eukaryota; Metazoa; Porifera; Demospongiae; Tetractinellida; Geodiidae. The record is from the annotation of a GenBank genome assembly.